AUGCCCGUCAGGGAGCCCGCCGUGGACGCGAAAUCGCAGCAGCGGCGCAAAGCUCCAACGCUGAGAGGACAUGACUGGGAGCCCCUCAAAACGAGGAUAGUCGAGCUCUAUGUCAGGCAAAACAUGUCCUUGCCAGACGUAAGAGCUCUCAUGCAAAAGGAGCGAGGUUUCGAAGCUACGCUGCGACAAUACCGAAGUCGAAUUUCGCAAUGGGGACUGGAUAAAAAUGUCAAGACAAGGGAGAUGGACUUUAUUGCCCGCAAAUACUACGAAAGACAAGCCUAUCUUGCAUCACGCUCACCGUACGCUUUUCGGGUCCGCGGCAAAGCUGUACCCUUGGCCAAGAUACGUCGCUGGGUCGAGAGGACAAGUACGAAACGAAACGACGUUACGGAAGCCAGGGCAAGCACCCCGAGCGACGUUAGUUAUUGGUCGGAUUGCGAACAGCAGGCAUCGGAGGCGGGUGGCAUGUCCUCAACAGUGCAUGAACCCGAUCAGAAAAGUGCCCCAAGCCCCGCCUCGAGUUCCGAUAAGGUCGAUGAGGAAGUAACAGACGACUCCAUCAGAGAUCACCUGGCAAGUCUCGUGCGUUACAGGCAACCUUCCGCCAGGGACUCCCCGGUGUCUUCGCUGCAAGACCUUUACCGGCAGCAAGAUCUAUCCACCCUACUCGGGUCGCUAGAAAUCGACGACGUUCUCGUCGGCCCGUACGUCGCGGACGCCGAGGCCAACAAUUCGAACGGGAUCCGAGCCGGCUUCGCUCCUGACCUGCACACAUCCGUUGGCGGCCCUCUAUUUGAAUUCGAGUUGGCGCAGAAGGCUGAAGAGAAAAUUACUGGGGGAAAGCUUACCUCACUUGUUCAACUUUUCUUCCAACACGCCUACCCCUUCGUACCGGUUCUAGACAAGCAAGACUUUCUGCAGCGCUGGGACUUGGACAGAGAAUCGAUCCCCUUACCAACGCGCAGCGCCAUCUUCAGCCUCGUGGAGACUCUCAACGACGCUCCUGAGAACGCGUUAAAGUGGUUUCGUCUCGCAAGAGGUCAACUUUCUCCGUCUCGUAACCUGGCAGACCUCAGCACUCUACAGGCCCUUCUGAUCCUGCUCAAGGCGAAAGAGUCGAUGCCAAAAGAAAAUUACUACUUUGACUCGUGGCUGGGUAUUUCUAGGUGCAUCGAAAUAGCUCAGAGUCUUGGGCUGAGUCGCCAUACCACUCACCAGCAGACUGGUUCCUGUGAUUCCAGUGUCGCCGAGUGUCGACUUAUGCGGCGGAUCUGGCAGACGAUCUACGUGGUUGAAGUUAUGAUCAGCUACCCAAAUGUGCCUCUGGGGACUGUGGACUUUUAUUUAGGUCUGGGCGAAGACGCCGAUCCAGCGAUGCCGGAAGAAUCCCAAUUUACGCAACUCGCCCGUCUUUUACGCAGCAUUAAAGAACUAUACUCUACGUACCUGGUGGGAAAGGUCGACGCUAGACUGGCCACAGAAACGGAAUUUCUCCGUCACAAAUCUACCCUGGAGAUGUGGCUGAAUAGCCUGCCUGCCCGACUGGCACUCGAUCGCGGUAGUGAGGGUUCAUGUCUAAACAUCAGCUCUGCCUUCGUCGGACAUCUUCACGCCUUUUACUGCCUCGGGCUGAUCAUGCUCAACCGGGUCCAACUGCCACUCUACAACCAACACACCGCAAAUGCGCAGUGGCUAACACACAUGCUACUCUGCCACGCCGCGGCCAAGGAGCAGUGCCGCCUUCAUGAGGCUAUCAUCCAGCAAUUUGGCUUGCGUGGGGUGCAAUGCAUGCAACGGGGGGCAAACUUUACAAUUUACUGCAUGCUCCUGUGCGUAGCCGUACAUCUGGCUGCGCUCACGUCGCCAGAUCCAAGGCUGCAUUCGGAUGCUGCAGACUACCUCGUCCGACAGAUGCGACUUCUAGAAAGUUGUCAAAAUCUCUGGCCAUCACCCGAGCUCGCCGCCGAAGUCUGCAAGCUACGCGAAUUACUCUCGGACAGGGAACCAAAUGCCUCCUGCUCCAAAGAUACUACUUGGACAGAGGAUGCAGGCGCCGCUGCCUAUGCCCAGAGCUUGUUAAGCGACUUGCUUCCUGGUGACAUAGACGAAAGCGACGUGAAUUCAUGGAUCGACUCUUUCCUCUAA
This is a messenger RNA of Cordyceps fumosorosea ARSEF 2679, 2148 nucleotides long. Its product is annotated as Transcription factor. The record is from RefSeq and is a predicted model, not a curated record. The transcript has 7 exons. Bases 1 to 2148 code for a protein of 715 amino acids. Lineage: Eukaryota; Fungi; Ascomycota; Sordariomycetes; Hypocreales; Cordycipitaceae.